Dibothriocephalus latus is the source of this 273-nucleotide messenger RNA. NCBI's taxonomy places the organism in Eukaryota, Metazoa, Platyhelminthes, Cestoda, Diphyllobothriidea, Diphyllobothriidae. The record is from the annotation of a GenBank genome assembly.
AUGGGACCAAAUGGAUUCUCCAAAUCAGAUGACUACGAUCUCUGGGAGAGUCGCAUGAAGACCUUCAUCGAGACAAUUGGUGAAGGGCGUCGUUCCGCUGUUCUCGAAUGCAUGGACAACCAGGUGCUGAUCGUAGCGAGGGCGUGUAACCUCACGUCCUCCUUAAUUACGGCCAUUAUCUUUGAGCGGCUAAGAAGAGAGUUUGGCAUAUCCUCGACGCCGUGGGCCGCCCGAAAAACUCUGAGGGACAGAAGACAACUGACAGAAGAGUGA